GAACGAGCGACUAGUUUCAAAUUGAUAACGUGUGGGGUCGUUGCUGGAGCAUCAGCUGGGCAGGCGAGGAGCCCUGGAUACCGGGGAAGCGGCCGGAGUCGGAUUUACAGACGAAUACAGCACAACUGAUUCCACGAAGAUUUGUUAGCUGGGGAGGAGACAGUCAUGUCGGGCUUACAGGAAAACUACUCUUUUGACGCUCCUUCCACGUAUAUCGACUUUGGUUCUUUUCAUGAAGAAGAUGAUCAAAAUGCAGAUUCCUGGUUUGAUCAAAUGAAAGAUGAAAACACCCCCCCCUCUGACUUUGUGAGCGCGACGCAGGCACAAGCAGAUGAGAAUGCAGUCAGUGAUUCAGGAAACGUCAAACAGGAGAAGACUCCGGCAACACAUGCCAAAAGACGGUCUUCAAAACAUUUGUCUGCACAACAGAGGAGCAAGCAGUUGGCGAAAAUCAGAGCUGAAAGAAAAAAGGUUACCCCUAAACAGGAAGAGCACCCUCCCUAUAAGCGGCAGAGGUUGAAUGCUAUCAAAUGCAAAUCCACAGACCCCACAGUCAACAAAGGGUUGUCCACCAGUGUGUCAGAAACAUCCCCCAAACCAAAGUCCAAGCCGACCCGGCCAUCAACCCCCACAGUUCUCAAGAGGAAGAAUAUGACCUUAAAGGUAAAGAACUCCGAAGAACAAGAACUUGAGAAGGUGCAGCAACUUCAGCAAGAACUUUCAGAAAGACUGAAAAAGAAUGAGGAGUCCCUGAAAUCUGCGUUGGCUGGAUCUGGUCAAGUUUUGAAGAAGGUGCCAAUUCAGGUUACUAAGCCUGUAGAUAUUCACUUCCACACAGAUGAUCGGAUUAAGAGACAUCAAGAAGAGACAAGUGGGGAGCAGUACAAACAGGUGGACUUUACUUCCGAGCUCCGCAAACACCCACCCUCUCCAGCUCGUAUACCAAAAGGAGGUCGUACCAUACCCAAACCUUUCAACCUGUCACAGGGCAACAAGAGGAAACACGAGGAGACAACCGGGGAGUAUGUUUCUACAGCUGAGCAAAUUAUAGCUUUUUGCAAGAAGACACCACAGCGCUACCACAUGCGCAGCCGGCAGAAGGAUAUGGAAGGUCCAUCACCUGUGAAAACUGUAAAGUUAAAGCUCACACAUCCAAAAACCCCUCUACUACAGACCAAGCAGCGACAUAGACCGACUAACUGCAAGAGCUCUGCAGAACUGGAAACGGAAGAGUUGGAUAAAAUACAGCAGUAUAAAUUUAAAGCCCAGGAGCUCAACACAAAGAUCUUGGAAGGUAGCCAUAUCCUUCCAAAGAAACCCCCUGUUAAAGAAUCCACCAAACCUAUAGGAUUUAACCUGGAAAUUGAGAAGAGACUGCAGCAGCGGGAGAAGAAAGAUUGCGAGGAAGAGUUAUAUACCUUCCGUUCCAAACCUUGUCCCAGCAAGAUCUUGACGGACAUAGUGGGCGUUCCUGGGAAGAUAGCGCUGCCAUUAACCAUGCCGCAGUCUCCGGCUUUUGCCCUUAAGAACAGAGUGCGCAUACAAACCUGGGAAGAGAUGAAGGAAGAACCUAUGCCCAUCAUAAAAGCCAACCCGAUGCCCCAUUAUGGCGUGCCCUUUAAGCCAAAGGUGGUAGAGCACAGACAAGUGGAAGUGUGUCCCUUCUCAUUCACUGAACGUGACCAGCAGCAGAUGGAAGUAAAAGAGAAAAAGUUAGACCAGCUCAGAAAUCCAGAAGUUCCUAAAUUCAAGGCUCAGCCUCUGCCCGACUUUGACCACAUUGCCCUUCCUGAGAAAAAGGUGAAGGAGGCGACGCUCCAAGCACCCUUUGACUUGCAGAUGGAUAAACGUGGGGAGCAUAAGCUGCAAAGGUGGAAGCAACAGAUAAAAGAAGAGCAGAAGCAACAGAAGGAAAUGACAGUCUUCAAGGCUCGUCCCAACACUGUGACCCAGCAGGAGCCAUUUAUUCCCAAGAAAGAUAGCCGUAUAUUGACAGAGAGCCUUUCUGGUUCCAUAGUUCAAGACAGUUUUGAGCUGGCUACAGAGAAACGCGCCAAGGAGCGGCAGGAAUUUGAAAGGUUGCUGGCAGAGAAGGAGGCUCAGAAGAGUCUCAUGGAAGAGGAACAACGCAGGCAGCAAGAGGAGCAGGAGAGAGAAGAGAUCAACAGAUUACGACAUGAACUGGUUCACAAGGCUCAACCAGUUAGAAAAUUCAAGCAGGUCGAUGUCAAAACAAGUGACAUUCCACUGACUGUGCCCAAGUCUCCAAAGUUCUCAGACCGAUUUAAUAUUUAGUGGCUCUAGCAACAUCGGGGCCCGCUACCUCACAUUGGAAAGUGGUCUGCAUACAUAAACCCCUGCUUUUAAUCUGUGAUGAAAAGAUGUGGGAGUGGGGUGGAAGAAAAUGACUUGUUAAAUAGUAUACAUGAGUAAUGUAUAGUCUGUGUAAAUACUUGCUUUCGCCUGUUUUUAGUUUUUUCCUAGUGUAUAAUCAGAUUUUAUAAUAAACAUCCUGUGACUGUUCAUACAGUUUUAACCGCCAUU
Messenger RNA from Bufo bufo (common toad), 2544 nucleotides. RefSeq names its product TPX2 microtubule nucleation factor (gene TPX2). Gene Ontology annotation, cellular component: microtubule; spindle. The coding region runs from base 166 to 2295 and encodes 709 amino acids. The record is from RefSeq and is a predicted model, not a curated record. Lineage: Eukaryota; Metazoa; Chordata; Amphibia; Anura; Bufonidae. The transcript has 17 exons. Gene Ontology annotation, biological process: activation of protein kinase activity; regulation of mitotic spindle organization.